Messenger RNA from Tympanuchus pallidicinctus (lesser prairie-chicken), 2354 nucleotides. RefSeq lists its product as uncharacterized. The record is from RefSeq and is a predicted model, not a curated record. The transcript has 11 exons. The coding region runs from base 712 to 2070 and encodes 452 amino acids. Lineage: Eukaryota; Metazoa; Chordata; Aves; Galliformes; Phasianidae.
UUGAUGAAGAUAUUGAACAAGACCCAGCACCAACCCCUGAGGAACACCACUGGUUACAGGCCUCCAGCCAGACUCUGCACCACCAACGACGACCCUCUGCGCUCUGCCAGUCAGCCAGUUCUCAACCCACCUCACUGUCCACUCAUCUAUCCCACACUUCCUCAACUUUGUUGUAAGGAUGUCAUGGGGGACAGUAUCAAAUGCCUUGCUGAAAUCAAGGUAGACUACAUCCACUGCUCUCCCCCCAUCCACCCAGCCAGAGACAUCAUAGAAGACUACCAGUUGUCUGGAGAUGGCAUCCAGCAGAGCUGUUCCAUCACCUCUCCAGGGACAGAGUGACAUUCUCCAAAAGGAGAUUUUUGGGAUUGAGGCAGUUGAAGAAAGAGUGAAGCCAGGGGGCAGUCCCUGUGGAGAGGACCUCAGGAACUGAGCUUCUCCACCACUGUCUCAGCAAGGAGACAGACGCAGUUCCCAUUCCUGCUCUGCAUGUGGAAAGGUGUAUUGGUUUAACCCCUGAACUGAUGUCUGUGAGCACCUGUCUUUUCCACCUGAACUCCGCGGACUCCUCCACGGGCGCCAGCUGAGGAAGUGCAUCUCUGCUGGAGGUCGCAGCAUGCCCAGUAGCUACCCUUUCCUCCUCCCAGGCACAGAUGCCGCGGACUCCUCCACGGGCGCCAGCUGAGGAAGUGCAUCUCUGCUGGAGGUCGCAGCAUGCCCAGUAGCUACCCUUUCCUCCUCCCAGGCACGGAUGCCUCUGUCCUUGUUGUGGACUGGAGGCUUUUCCUCGGGUGCCUGGCAGCAUCCAUGCCCGGUAGCUACCCUGACCUCCUCCUCGGCAUGACCGCGAGCGCUUUCCCUUCCUCCAGAGAGAUGUUUUGUCCUGCUUGCAGCCGCGGACUCCUCCACGGGCGCCAGCUGAGGAAGUGCAUCUCUGCUGGAGGUCGCAGCAUGCCCAGUAGCUACCCUUUCCUCCUCCCAGGCACGGAUGCCUUCUGGAUUGUUCAUUCCUACAUCCUGGCUGUCCUAGCCUCUGUCCUUGUUGUGGACUGGAGGCUUUUCCUCGGGUGCCUGGCAGCAUCCAUGCCCGGUAGCUACCCUGACCUCCUCCUCGGCAUGACCGCGAGCGCUUUCCCUUCCUCCAGAGAGAUGUUUUGUCCUGCUUGCAGCCGCGGACUCCUCCACGGGCGCCAGCUGAGGAAGUGCAUCUCUGCUGGAGGUCGCAGCAUGCCCAGUAGCUACCCUUUCCUCCUCCCAGGCACGGAUGCCUUCUGGAUUGUUCAUUCCUACAUCCUGGCUGUCCUAGCCUCUGUCCUUGUUGUGGACUGGAGGCUUUUCCUCGGGUGCCUGGCAGCAUCCAUGCCCGGUAGCUACCCUGACCUCCUCCUCGGCAUGACCGCGAGCGCUUUCCCUUCCUCCAGAGAGAUGUUUUGUCCUGCUUGCAGCCGCGGACUCCUCCACGGGCGCCAGCUGAGGAAGUGCAUCUCUGCUGGAGGUCGCAGCAUGCCCAGUAGCUACCCUUUCCUCCUCCCAGGCACGGAUGCCUCUGUCCUUGUUGUGGACUGGAGGCUUUUCCUCGGGUGCCUGGCAGCAUCCAUGCCCGGUAGCUACCCUGACCUCCUCCUCGGCAUGACCGCGAGCGCUUUCCCUUCCUCCAGAGAGAUGUUUUGUCCUGCUUGCAGCCGCGGACUCCUCCACGGGCGCCAGCUGAGGAAGUGCAUCUCUGCUGGAGGUCGCAGCAUGCCCAGUAGCUACCCUUUCCUCCUCCCAGGCACGGAUGCCUCUGUCCUUGUUGUGGACUGGAGGCUUUUCCUCGGGUGCCUGGCAGCAUCCAUGCCCGGUAGCUACCCUGACCUCCUCCUCGGCAUGACCGCGAGCGCUUUCCCUUCCUCCAGAGAGAUGUUUUGUCCUGCUUGCAGCCGCGGACUCCUCCACGGGCGCCAGCUGAGGAAGUGCAUCUCUGCUGGAGGUCGCAGCAUGCCCAGUAGCUACCCUUUCCUCCUCCCAGGCACGGAUGGUGAGCUUUUGGCUGCACGGCAGGCUCUUGUCACCUUUGCUUUGCCGUCUCAUUGAAUCCCAUUUCUUUGUUCUGUUGGUUGUUUCUGUUUCUUUCUGUGUAUUGUCUCUUUUUCCACUGGGUCCCAUUGGUUUGCUUUCCUUUGUUCACUUGGUUUUGCUUUCUCUACUGCUCCUUUGGCUUUGCUCUCCAUUGUUAAUUUCAUGUUUGUUUGGUUUUUUUGGUUUGCUUUCCUUUUUGUUGUUCAUUCUGUUCCACUGGGUCCCAUUGGUUUGCUUUCCUUUGUUCACUUGGUUUUGCUUUCUCUACUGCUCCUUUGGCUUUGCUCUCCAUUGUUAAU